Molecule: messenger RNA, 2772 nt
Organism: Monosiga brevicollis MX1
Lineage: Eukaryota; Choanoflagellata; Craspedida; Salpingoecidae
Exons: 11
Coding region: 1-2772 (923 amino acids)
Biological process (GO): transmembrane transport
Cellular component (GO): membrane
Source: RefSeq, a predicted model, not a curated record
AUGUCCGGGUCAUCAGCCGUUGAAGAUCUGGCGCUGGCCCUCGCCGUUGCUUUUUCCAUCAUCAUCCUAGGCUACGCCCUUCGCUUCUUCAAGGUGCUGUCCCCUCUGCAUUCCCAAUCCUCAAACGCCUCCAGCCCCAACGCCCGACCUUACAACCCCAUCUACGUCCACGUGCCACCUCAUCCUCCCACUGCACGCUUCACACAGAUUCUCACGGCCGCCCAUUCCACGGGCAUUGGUCGCUUCUGCACCUGGGUGGCCCUGCCUGCCUUUGUCUUCAAUGCCCUCAUCAACUUGGACUUUUCUGGCCUUGACCUCAACUUUUUCUACGCCUUUCUCAUCGCCAAAGGAGCCGUCGCCAUCAUUGUCAUUGCUGCCUCCCUGCUCUUUGAUCGCAACCAACCCGCCCCCCUGGCUGCUGCUUGCAUGCGAGCCGUCAUGUGUACCUUUUCUAAUGACUAUGCCCUCGGCGUCCCCGUCAUCGACGCCAUCUAUCCCAACCCCAAAUGGCGAAUGCAGUUCCAACCCUACCAGACGCAAUCAUACCUCAUGCUGGUGGCCCCCGUGUCGCUCCUCAUCAUCAACCCGAUUUGCUUUGUACUGAUGGAAAUCAGCGCCAUUCGGAAUGGGUUGCGAGACCCUCCGCGCAAAAGAUCCCCUCGGAAAAAGAAGUCCCGAACCAGAUCGAGUUCCGUCGCCGGCGAGGCCGUCGAGCUGGAGGAUCGCACCCCGUCAACCGUCCUCUCCCCUGCCGACUCGGCAUCUGCUCUAUCAUUCGCCGAAGCAUCUCGUCCUCACGCCAUCAGCCAAACUUCCGCCGACGUCGAACUCGAUGCCAGCGGUCUACCCUCCCCCGUGCCUGUGGAUGCUUACCCACUCGACCCUGGAUCUGAGCCUGAAUUGGAAAGUGAUGUUGAAGACAAUUUAAAUGACAGCGGCGAGCAGGGCCGUCCCACCUUUAGCCUGGGACGCACGAUUAUCAAGGUCCUGCUUAAACCCGUCAUCAGUAGCGUCAUCAUCGGCUUGGCCCUCAACUAUAGCCUUCUGGGCUACAGCAGUGUCCCUCUCUAUGUCGACAAGGUCACAAGCAAACUCGGCAUAGCUUUUGGUGGGCCAGCCCUUUUAAACCUCGGCGGCAACAUGCAGGGCAAACUCCGCUCCAUCGGAGGCAAGGGCCUUCUCACAACCGCUCUUCUAAUUUGCGCCAAGCUGUUUCUCUUGCCUAUUUUGGCCGCCACCCUCCUCCAGUCUUUUCACUCGGCCUCCAUCACGCAGUCCGAUGGCACCGAGGUGUCCCUCUCUGUUUUCGCCUACAUCAUGGGUACUCUGCCCACCGCAACCGCCGUCUUCAUGCUGGCCUCGGACUUUGGCAUCCUCGUCCAAGAAGCUACCGCCACUGUCCUCCUAUGCACCAUUGCCUCAGCACCCGUCAUGCUGGUCUCGACAGCCAUUGCUAGCAUCUCCAUUCAAGGUCCUGAAAAUUAUCAGGACUUGCUCGAAAGAGUUUCUGAGGACGUGGGUCUCAUAUCCACCCUUGGUGCCCUUUACCUUCUCAUCAUUCACGUGGUCGCCCCCAAGGUCAACGCGGGCCAUCGCCUCCACAUUCCAGCUCUAACUGUCAGCGCCAUCGGCCUUGGCAUCAGCCUUCAAACGUGCAAGCUCUCCACUGGCGACUUUCGCCUGCGAUAUGUUAUUAUUUGGCUCUUUGCUUCUGGUUUGCGAGCAGCCGUGCUCACCUCAACCUUGACCAUGUCCCUUGGCCUCACUCUCAAAGAGCGCUACACUCGCGGGCAACAGCGAGCAGUUGCCGUUCUUGGCGUGCUCAUGGCUUGCGCCAUGACGGCACUAGCCUGGUGGAGAAUGGAGGAACAUGAAUUUACUUACCAAGAUGACCUGCGGGGUGCCAACUGUUGGAUUAUCAACCGCAUGUCGCAUAGCCAUAACACGGCGCUCAUCUUGGACAUUGGUGUACAGGCCAGCGUUCUUGCCGUUCUCUCCGUUUCACUGGUUAUCAUGAUUCGGGCCCGCAAAGCUCGACAAGAGCUUGCCCAGAGCGACCUGAGUCAUGAUCUCUUGGCCUACGAUCGGUUGGCCUCCAACUACAGCGUGGCAUCCCAGAUGGUUGACUAUGAUGACCAGGAAGCUCUCAUGGCCGCGCGAGAAAAGCACGAAGACUAUUUGAGCUACCGCGACUUGGUCUUUGUGGCUGUUGAGAUUGUUUUUUACUUUAUCGAGCUCAUGACCCUGCUCUGGAUUCUGGCGGGUGGUGUCGAACAAAAAGAGUUUGCACAGGUUCGCGUCCUGGACGUCUUUUUACUAUCGGCUCAAGGCGUCAUCUUGUUUGCGGUGUUUGCCACCAAGCAUCGCUAUACGCUUCCGAUGCGCAACCUGUUUCGCCGCAUCGGACGGGCCAUGGGUCUACAGAAAGAAAGCUACGGCGGCUUCAACUUUGAUCGACUUGACCCCACCAUCCGUCGUCGCGUCGACAAGUUUUUGGGGCUCCGCGCCGAGUUUGAGCGGGCUUAUCCCCUUAAAAGCAGCAUCUCCCGCAAGCUGGGCCCCUAUAUGUAUUUUACAGCUGCGGAUUUGAUUUCGUUUUUGGUGCACACCAAAUUGGCCGAGAGUCGCGAUGAAGCAUUGGCGCAUGCCAUUGAGCUCAUCCGCGUCGGCGAAUUCGAGGUUGUCACCGGUCGCAUCGUGCGCGACGACCCGUCGUUGCGCUGCCGCUUCUUGGACGACGGCAACGAGGUAUCCCUGCUCUGCGAUGCUUGA